AUGGCAGAGGACCAGCCUGAGGGUGCAGACAUGGAUCUGGACGACGAUGAGGAGCUGCAGAUGGCGCUCCUUGCCUCACUGGCCGAGGUUCAACCAGGAGGCCCACCAGCAGAGCAGCCAGUUGCCCCGCCUGCCGCAGCGCCGCCCCAGCAGCCGGCAGGCGUGCCAGCCGCCGCCGCAACCGACGCCCAGCUGAGUAGCCAGCAGCUGCUGCAAGCGCUGCAGGGGGCCAUGGCGGCAGCCGCCGGCGGCGGCGGCCAGCCGGCGCAGCAGGGCUGGGCACAGCCGGAGCCGGCUGCCCCGCAGCCGGCCGCCAUGCCAGCCCCGGCCCCUGCCGCCGCCCCGGGCAUCCAGCUGACCGGCCAGCAGCUGCUACAAGCGCUGCAAGGGGCCAUGGCGGCGGCUGCUGGCGCCGGGCUGCCAGGCAUCGCCCCGCAGGCCGCCCCUGCGGCAGCACAGCCUCCUCCUCCCCAGCAGCAGCAGGCAGCUGCGCCCUCCACUUCCAGGCACGGCGGCGACCGCCACGCCACGACCCCCAAGCCCACCGUGCCAGCACCCGCCUGGACCAAGCAGGCCGUCAGCUGGGUGCUGCCCGCCAGUCAGCCAGACAGCGCGGUGCUGCCCAGCGCGGAGGCGGCGGCGCAGGGCGGCGCGGUGCAGCAGGCGUGCAGUAAGGUGGUGGGGCAGGGCGUGUCGCUGGGCGCGACCCACGGCGGCGGCGCCGGCUCGCUGCACCUGCCGCUGUCCCCGGCCCAGCCCGAGGGCAGCCUGAAGCUGACGGCGGCGGCAGUGGACGCGGCCAUCGCGCGCCUGCCACCCGGCGGCGGCACGGUGCUGGCCCUGCAGGCCGCCUGGCUGCGCGCCGGCGAGGUGCUGGCGGGUGCCGAGGGGCAGCGACCCGAGGUGGCGGCCGUCAUGCGGCUGUGGCAGGCGCGGCUGGCCAAGAAGGCUGCCGGGGUGCUGGCCACAGAUGAAGACGACGACCUGUUCUUUGCCGGAGGCAAGCACCGCUCCGCCUUCCUGUCCGCUCUGGAGUCGGCGGGCGUGGCCCCCGCCUUUCUGGAUGCGCUGGUGUGCUGCGCGUCCACGCCCGGCGAGGUGGCGCUGUGGGAGGGCGUGCUGCGCGACUCGUUUGCCGCCCUCGGCUCCUUCUCCUUCCUGGAGCAGCACAAGUCGGAGGGGGCGUGGAGGAGGCUAGAUGUGGUGACUCAGUGCGGCGGCAUGAAGCGCUGCCUGGCGGCGGUGCUGGCGCGGGAGGCGGUGGCGGCGGCGGGGGCGCGCGGCAGGGACGUGCAGGCGCGCUCGGUGCUGGCCCCGCUGCUGGCGCUGUCCACACUGCCCACCUACGGCGCCAGCGUGCUGCCCCUCAGCUUCCCCGCACGCGAGUGCUUCAUGCAGCUCAGGAGCUACCCACGCAACCGCGGCGCCCAGGUUGAGUCGGAGUACGUGAGCAUCCGGGGCGGCCUGCACCGCCAGUACGCCGCCGCCCACGAGAUCUGCAAGCGCGUGGCGACGAUGAAGGCGGGCGAGGGGCCGCUGCGGGGCCGCGAGGUGCUGUCCGCCUGGCUGGCGGCGGCGGCGGGGGCCAGCGCGGCGCGCGCCGAGGCCGGCAGCUACAUAGAGCGAGUGCUGUCCCACCGGACGGCCACCUUCUACUCGGCAACGGACGGCUUCAUGGUGGGCUGCCUGGCGGUGUGCCUGCGCUUCUGCCGCCCCUUCCUGGCCAGCCCAGAGAAGAAGCAGGGGGCGCUGCAGCACCUGGACCCAGCCUAUUACCUGCAGCAGGCGCACCGCGUGGCGGGCGGCAGCCGCGAGCGCAGCCUGGCUGGCACCAUGAUGCCCGCCCCGCCCGCGGGCGCCUACCCCUUUGUCUCGCCAGACCGGCCCGACAGCGAGGCGCCGCACUUUGUGGCGGAGGUGUUCUUCAUGACGCAGCGUCUGGUGCAUGUGGGACUGCUGCCCGCGGUGUAUCGCUACCAGGCGCUGGCAAAGGCGCUAAAGCGGGCUGCCGGGGAGGAGGAGGAGGACGAUGCUCCGCUGGAAGACCACGCCUCCACCGUGGACCAGUGGCUGCUGUACGACGCCAUGCGCGCCCAGCUGCUGGAUCCAGACCUGGCCAAUGAUAGCGUGCAUUUCAUGGAGCUGCAGGCGCGCUGGCUGGUGGCCCUGCUGCAGCGCGGCCCCGAGGCCGCCAGGGCCGCGUUUGGCGCCACCCCCGAGAGCGUGGUACGGGACAUGACCGCCUGGCUGAGCUUCCUCAUCUAUAAUGGCUCCAGCGACCUGCUGGGCGGCAUCGACAUCGCCGUGCUCGUCACCUGCCUCACCUCCCUGCUCAAGCACACCCGCCUCGUCACCUCCCCACCUGUCCACGCCUCCAUCGUGCAGCUGCUGCUGGCAAUGCUGUCGCCGCAGCUCGACUACCGCCGCAUGGCGCACGGCGGCGCGCUGGGCCCGCGCCGCGUGUCCCCCGCCGAGGCGGCGCUGGUGACGGCGGUGCUGGGCACGGGCGCGGCGCAGACCGACCUGCUGCCCGCGCUGAUGGCGGCGUAUGCGCACGCAGACCACGUGGUGGGCCUAGAUGUGGACCGGGACCAGUACGACAAGUUCCACCUGCGCGGCUGCAUCGACGCCCUGCUCAUGGAGCUGUGGCGCGACCCAAACUGCGCGGGCAGCCUGACGGCGGCGGCGCAGGCGGCGCCCGACACCCCCGCCGGCGCCCUGUUUGCCGACUUUGUGGGAGCGGUGCUGAACGACCUCAUGUACCUGCUCAAGGACUCGCUGCAGCGCCUGGAGGACAUUCACGCGCUGGAAGUCAGCAAGGAAGACGCGGCGCGGUGGGCGCUGGUGCCGCAGCGGGAGCGGGAGGAGAAGCAGGCCUUUUACGAGAGCCAGCAGGGCGCCACCCGCGGCUUCAUGCGCAUGGCCGUCUCCACCCUGGCCAUGCUCAACACGCUGGUGGAGAACGCGGCGGUGCGGGCGGGGUUCAUGCAGGAGGCGGUGGCGGCGCGCGCGGCGGCGGCGGCGGUACACUUUGUGGAGAUCCUGGUGGGGCCCAAGUGCACGGAGCUGGUGGUACAGGACCCCGGGCAGUACGGCUUCAGCCCCGACUCCCUCCUCGUCUCCAUGGUCUAUUUUGCCGUCAGGCUGGCGGAGCAGCCCGCCUUUGUGCAGGCCGUCAGCGCGGUACCGGACUACGACGAGACCAUCAUCCAGCGCGCCGUGGACACCCUGGCUUCCAAGCAGCUGGGCGAGAACGAGCACCGGCGGCGCCUGGAAGCCCUGGCAGCAGGCAAGGCCGCCUGCCUGUCCGUGCGCCAGCUGCGUGGCGAGGGCGACAGCGGCGCGGACGCAGGCGCGGCGCGGGGCCCCGGCUCCCCGCCCGACCUGUCGUUCCAGCAGGAGGAGCCUGCUGAGCUGGAGGGCGCCUACGUGGCGGAAGUGCAAGAGCUGGCAGUGGGCGACUUUGACGCCUCCCUGCCCCGCGCAUACAACCGCAGCUUUGCCGCCAAGGCGGAGCGCCAGGAGGGGGACACAAAGGGCAAGAUGAAGGCUCUCAGCAAGGAGGUCCGCGGCUUCUCGGGGCGCACCCGCCUGCCCAUCUACGCCGCCAGCUCCAUCCUGGUGCGGUACGACUCGGACCGCAUGGACAAGAUGCGAGCGCUGAUCACGGGCCCCGAGGACACGCCCUACUACGGCGGCUGCUUCAUCUUCGACGUCUACUUCCCAGACGACUAUCCCAACGUGCCGCCGCUGAUGGAGCUGGAGACGACGGGUGGGGGCGUGGCGCGCUUCAACCCAAACCUCUACGCAGACGGCAAGGUGUGCCUGAGCCUGCUGGGCACCUGGCACGGCGGCGACGAGAGCGAGAAGUGGCGGCCGGGCCACUCCAACCUCUUCCAGGUCCUGCUGUCGCUGCAGGGCAUGAUCUUCAUCACCGACCCAUACUUCAACGAGCCCGCCUACGAGGGCAUGCGCGGCACCGCAGAGGGCGCGUCCUCCUCCCUCAAGUACAACUCGGAGAUCUGGCUGAACAACAUCCGAUACGCGAUGGUGGACCAGCUGCGGCGGCCGCGCCCCGGCUUUGAGGCCGCCACCCGCGCCCACUUCCGCCUGCUGAGGUGGCGCAUCAUGCGGCAGUGCGCGGCGUGGAUCGAGCAGGCGCAGGCGCUGGACCCGCUGUUCCAGAAGCGGCUGAGGGAUGGGGUGGUGGAGCUGCACAGCCUGCUGGCGGCGCUGUGA
This is a messenger RNA of Chlorella variabilis, 4239 nucleotides long. RefSeq lists its product as hypothetical. The coding region runs from base 1 to 4239 and encodes 1412 amino acids. Gene Ontology annotation, biological process: protein polyubiquitination. The transcript has 26 exons. Gene Ontology annotation, molecular function: ubiquitin-ubiquitin ligase activity. The record is from RefSeq and is a predicted model, not a curated record. Gene Ontology annotation, cellular component: nucleus; ubiquitin ligase complex; cytoplasm. NCBI's taxonomy places the organism in Eukaryota, Viridiplantae, Chlorophyta, Trebouxiophyceae, Chlorellales, Chlorellaceae.